This is a messenger RNA of Papilio xuthus (Asian swallowtail), 2186 nucleotides long. Its product is annotated as zinc finger protein 501. The transcript is spliced from 6 exons. Gene Ontology annotation, cellular component: nucleus. The coding region runs from base 128 to 1162 and encodes 344 amino acids. Gene Ontology annotation, biological process: regulation of transcription by RNA polymerase II. The record is from RefSeq and is a predicted model, not a curated record. Gene Ontology annotation, molecular function: DNA-binding transcription factor activity, RNA polymerase II-specific; RNA polymerase II cis-regulatory region sequence-specific DNA binding. NCBI's taxonomy places the organism in Eukaryota, Metazoa, Arthropoda, Insecta, Lepidoptera, Papilionidae.
CGUCCUGUCCACAGAUACUGUCAUGGCGGUUCAUUAUAUUGCAUAGAAAAAUAAGAUCAUUUCAUAUCAGAUAGCAAAAGGCGAAUAACUUAGUAAUCUGUGCCUUUAUAUAAACCCUUAAAUAAAAAUGUUCUAUUGCUCAUUUGUAAGCAUACAUUAUAUUAUCUGUGAAUGUGGGGAUACUUUCCCGACUGAAGACGCGUUAAAAGAACAUUUGGAAAAGGAGCAUAAUCAAAAAUUAGACGUCGAGAAACAUGAAGAAUUCUCCUGCGCAACAUGCGAAAAGGUCUUCCCUACGGAGAAGGCUUGUGUCAUCCACCAGCGUAUCCACACCUUGCCCGAAAUACAAGACAAGGAAGAGAGUGAUAUUGACGAUGUUGAUUGGAAUGAAGUGAAACAAGAGAGAGAACUAGUGAAAAGAGAUAGAGAAGUGAGACGGGAGAAAGAGAAGCGUCAGAAGAAAAAUGUUGUGAAAGAUUACUUCAACUCAAAGAAUGUUGUCUGUGAAGUUUGCGGGAAGAGAUAUGCGUCCAACGCAGCGUUACGUUACCAUCAGCGCGUCCACACCGGAGAGAGGCCAUAUCACUGCACAGAGUGUCCCAAGACAUUCACAAUGCCGCUCUUCCUACAGAUCCACUUGCGAACACAUACUGGAGAGAGGCCUUACAAAUGUACCAGCUGUCCAAAAGCCUUCAGCAACAAGGCAGCGCUUCUCAGACAUGAUCGGGUCCACACCGGUAUAAAACCUUACAUGUGCCCCCACUGCAAGAAAACAUUCACACAAUCAAACUCAAUGAAGUUGCACGUCAAGACAGUACAUCUGAAGAUGCCAGCUCCAUACAAGAGUAAGAAUAGGCGGAACAAAUCCAGAGAAAUGAAGAUAAUCCAAGCACAAGAUGUAGAUACAUACCAACAGGAAAUAAAGAUAGAAUUGCAGCCUGAAAUUAAAGCUGAAAUAAUUGAAUAUGAAGAAGGUGAUGUCCUUGUGGAAGGCAAUCAGGAACAAAUGGCGCAUUUCUAUUUCCAAGACGGUGAAGUGUUCCACGAGGUGUUCCAAGAUAAUUUGUAUCAUGAAGAAAUUGUUGAAAAUCCAGAAAAUAAUCUGUAUAAAUUGGAAAAACCCGAAGAGUUGUAUGAAGAGGUUUACGAAGUUGAAUUGUGAAUAUUAUUUAUGGGUUUUUGUAGUGUUUAUUGUGAUUACUAUGAUAUAAAUGGUCUACAGACAGGAAAACAAAGUCAUCUUAUUGAUUCCGUUUGUUCCUUUCGAAGUAUGGAACUCCUAAAGAACCUUUAUAAUGGAAAUUUGGAUUAAAAUACAUUCAAAUAUUACUAAUAUUAUAAAUGCGAAUGUUUAGAUGGAUGAUUCAAAGUAUCUUCGGAAUGGCUUAACGGGAUUUGAUGAAAGGCACAAGUGCUUUUAAUUCCGCGCAGACGAAGUCGCGGGAUACAGUUAGUAUUGAAGGUUCAUAAAUUUUUGUAAGGGACACUUACGUUGCUCUUUUAAUUUAAAAGUGAAGAAUUUAGAAACUUUUUAAAAUUGCUGAAAAUUCUUGUAUAAAACAUAUGUUAAUUUGUCAUUAAUGCAGUUAAAAGGAUUAAUUAUAUUAUAGUAAGUCUAAAUAGAAAGAUAUAGAGAAACUAGAGUACAAUGAACCACAGGAUUUUUCUCGCUUAUAAAAGAUUCUCUAUAACAUGAGUUUCUCGCUAAUCCAGGUUGACUAUAUUUUUAGUAGAAUAUUGGAUUCCAAUUCUAACUUUUAGCCAAAUAACUCAAUUUAUACUCGAAAAACUAUUAAAUUAAAAAAUAUUUGUGCUAAAACAUUUUUUCUCACAUACCUAGAAAUUUUGCUAUCCCUUUAUAUUACUUUAUAAUGCAAUUAUCCUAAAAAUGGUAAAAUAUUAUAAAAGUUGUAUUUUGAGUUGCCUCUGUUUACUUCAUUUUUGGUUUCCGAGACAAAAAUACUUGUUUAAAACAUCUCUUCUCAUUAUCAAGGAUAUUGGCCUCUGAAACCUAUGGUUAGGAUAUAGUCGGGUUUUUUUUAAGUAUAAAAACCUUGUUAAUUUUCAAUUAUUUAUAGAAAAAUUACAAAAAAAACUCUGAAAGUCUGUAAGUCAGUAGAUUUUGUAAAAUAGUUUUAAUUUUUAAAAAUGAAUUGUUUUGCGUUUAUUUUAAAAGAUAAAGGUCU